AUGCCCCGACGUGACAAAAAUGCCCAUGCCACUCUGGCAACCGGCCACCCGUUGCCGCUCCCUCCAGGAGCUACAACCACCACCACCACCACCACCACCACGACGCCUCAGCCUCCUUCAUCACCUCAGAUUAACAGUAGACAUGAUUCAAUGCCAAGAAUACAGAGCCCAUGGCAAAAUGGGAAGCUCAUUGGUCGUGGAACAUUUGGAAGAGUCUAUGUUGGCUCUAACAGGGAAACGGGAGCUUUGUAUGCAAUGAAAGAAGUUGAACUUUUACUAGAUGACCCAAAAUGUGAAAUUGAUGUUCUUAACCAGCUUAAACAUCCAAACAUAGUUCAAUAUUACGAUUGUGAAAUAGUACACCCUGGUCCAGUAAAUAAAUAUGGUCAUGAUCAUUGUGGAGGAAUGAUAGAACCCAUAGUACGCAAUAUUGUUUCUGGGCUUGCCUACUUACAUAGCACAAGAACAAAACACAGGGACAUUAAAGGGGCAAAUUUGUUAAUUGACAUAAAUGGGGUUGUUAAGCUUGCAGAUUUCGGUAUGGCUAAACAUCUUAUUGAACAAACUGGAUAUCUUUCUUUAAAAGGAAGUCCCUACUGGAUGGCACCUGAGCUUUUACAGUUGGAGAAGGAGAAGGAUGGUAAUUCAGAUCUUGCUUUGGCGGUGGAUAUCUGGUGUUUGAGCUGUACAAUUAUCGAAGUGAUUGAUGGAAAACCACCUUGGAGCGAGUAUGAAGGGCCUGCAGCAAUGACAAUGUUCAAGGUGAUGAAGGAGAACCCGCUGAUACCUGAGAAUUUGUCUUUAGAAGGCAAAGAUUUCUUAAAUGGUUGUUUCACAAGGAAUCCUGCAGAAAGGCCAAGUGCUAGAAUGUUACUUGAACAUGAGUUCUUAAAAAAUUCAAAAGAGUCGCAUGUUUCUUAUAUGUGGAUGGAUAAAGAGCAUUUACACUGUGAACUUGAUCGGUUGUGGUUGCUACGUAUACGCCUACCACAUAAGGGAAAGUGA
Lactuca virosa is the source of this 1005-nucleotide messenger RNA. NCBI's taxonomy places the organism in Eukaryota, Viridiplantae, Streptophyta, Magnoliopsida, Asterales, Asteraceae. The record is from the annotation of a GenBank genome assembly.